AUGAUGCUUGCUAAAACCAAAGUGAGAUCGUAUCAUUCCUGUCUAGUGUCAAAGACUCUCCAGGGUCACCCCGUUUCUCUCAGUAGAAUCUGCGUCCUUUCGAGGGUUUCCAAGCCUUCCAGACGUGCCCUCCUCCAUCUCUGUGCCGGUUCUUCUCACUGCUCCCCCUCCUGCUGCUUCUGCACGGCCGCACUGGCCUCCUCGCUGUUCCUCACGUCCACCAAGCACGUUCAUGCCUCCGCGCCUUUGCACUGGCUGUGUCCUCUGGCUGAAAUGCUUUUCAUCGGCAUGGCUGUCUGCCUCAUCGCCGUCAGAAGUCAGUAG
Molecule: messenger RNA, 324 nt
Organism: Rangifer tarandus platyrhynchus (Svalbard reindeer)
Lineage: Eukaryota; Metazoa; Chordata; Mammalia; Artiodactyla; Cervidae
Source: the annotation of a GenBank genome assembly